GCAGAAGCUAGCCUGCCUGGAACUUCUCCACUGAGAAAGAAAAAUGAUAUUUUUUUUCCAACUCAUUUCUAUUCUAGCAAUCAUCAAUGAUGUCCAAAUGGAGGUCCAGCUGGUGGAAUCUGGAGGAGAUGUGAGAAGGCCAGGGGAGACCCUCCAUCUCUCCUGCCAAGCUUCAGGCUUCACCUUCAGCAGCUAUGAGAUGGCCUGGGUGAGACAGGCUCCAGGGAAAGGACUGGAGUGGGUUGCAUGGAUAGAAGAUGAUGGAGAUGGGAGCAGCCAAUACUAUGCCAAUUCUGUGAGAGGCCGAUUCACCAUUUCCCGGCAUGAUGCCUCCAGCAUGCUUUAUCUCCAAAUGAACAGCUUGAAAUCAGAGGACACGGCUGUGUAUUAUUGUGCUAGAGACGCACAGUCUGUCCAAAAAACAUUUCUAACUGAAUGCACUGAAGUGCUCUUUUAUCCCAAGCAAUAUGUAAAUCAGGGCACAAUUUCCUCUUUAAAGGAGUUGUGUGUCUUCCUUUUUCAGGUUACACCCACCAAGACAAAUUUCUGCACUUUCCCAAAUCUUCUACCAUCUACUCUCCUCCACUCAUUACAGGAAGCAAAAAUGAUCCUGUGGCUAAACUUGGUGUCCUUACUAGCAAUCCUCAGAGGUGUCCAAUCUGAGGUUCAGUUGGUGGAGUCUGGAGGGGAUGUGAGAAGACUUGGAGGGUCCCUCCGUCUCUCCUGCCAAGGAUCUGGCUACAGCUUUGCUGGCUACAGCAUGGAUUGGGUGAGACAGGCUCCAGGGAAAGGACUGGAAUGGGUGGCAUACAUCCGCUAUGACAGCACUAGUAUUCACUACUCAGACAAAGUGAAGGGACGCUUCACCAUCUCCAGGGACAAUGCCAAAAGCCAGCUGUAUCUGCAAAUGAACAGCCUCAAACCAGAGGACACCGCAGUCUAUUACUGUGCAAGACACACAGUGAGAGGAAGUGAAUCUGAAGCCAGACAAGAACCUUCUCUUGCUCAGAGCAAGUGGAUUCAGUCACAGAAAUUUGAAUUUGAGUCUUUCAAAUUGAGGAGUAGAUUAUCAAUCUACAUCAUAGCGAUGUCCAAAUGGAGGUCCAGCUGGUGGAGUCUGGAGGAGGAUGUGAGAAGUCCUGGAGGGUCCCUCCGUCUCUCCUGCCAAGCUUCAGGCUUCACCUUCAGCAGCUAUGAGAUGAACUGGCUGAGACAGGCUCCAGGGAAAGGCCUGGAAUGGCUUGCGUGGAUAGAUAACCCUGGAGAUGGGAACACCCAAUACUAUGCCAAUUCAGUGAAAGGCCGUUUCACCAUCUCCAGGCACGAUGCCUCCAGCAUGCUUUAUCUCCAAAUGAGCAGCUUGAAACCAGAGGACACGGCUGUGUAUUAUUGUGCUAGAGAAUCACACAAUUUCCGAUCUCAGAUCCUAUUGGUGGAGUCUGGAGGGGAUGUGGGAAGACCUGGCCAGUCCCUUCGUCUCUCCUGCCAAGCCUCAGGAUUCAACUUUGAUGACUACAGCAUGCACUGGGUGAGACAGGCUCCUGGGAAAAGACUGGAAUGGGUGGCAUACAUCCGCUAUGACAGCAUAGUAUUCACUACUCAGACAAAGUGA
This is a messenger RNA of Crotalus tigris (Tiger rattlesnake), 1612 nucleotides long. RefSeq lists its product as uncharacterized. The record is from RefSeq and is a predicted model, not a curated record. The coding region runs from base 44 to 1612 and encodes 522 amino acids. Gene Ontology annotation, biological process: defense response to bacterium; B cell receptor signaling pathway; positive regulation of B cell activation. Gene Ontology annotation, molecular function: antigen binding; immunoglobulin receptor binding. Lineage: Eukaryota; Metazoa; Chordata; Lepidosauria; Squamata; Viperidae. Gene Ontology annotation, cellular component: immunoglobulin complex, circulating; external side of plasma membrane; blood microparticle. The transcript is spliced from 6 exons.